GCAACAGCAGCACUACAUAACACAAGCCUCCCUCUGCGGAGCGGAACAGUCAGUUACCCACUGACUGCAUAUCCACUGACGAGCACAUCCACUAUCAGCACCAUUUUUGUUUGUGACGAUGUAGUUAAUGACAUAAAAAUUCGUUAGGACUGUAUUAUCAUUGUUAGCUAAGCUUUCUAUUUUAAGCAAAUGGGAUUCCAAUCUUGGCUAACGGCUAUCAGCUCUAACAACAGGUUCACCAAAGAUGAGCAAAUAAAAGUAAUGCUCCUCCACAACGAAUGAGCAAAAGCUUUAUCGAGCGGUAACAGGACCGGUGGCAAUCGACGUCAAGAUGAUGAAGAAAAAGAAGUUUAAGUUCAGAGUUGAUUUUGAGCUGGACGAGCUGUCGUCGGUUCCGUUCGUCAACGGGGUUCUGUUCUGUAAAGUCCGCCUGCUUGACGGCGGAUUCUCGGAGGAAUCAUCGCGCGAGACGGUCCAGGCAAACUGUGUACACUGGAAAAAGAGAUUCUCCUUCCCCUGUAAAAUGAGCGCUAAUGCUGGAACCGGAGUCCUUGACCCCUGUGUGUGUCGAGUUUCAGUCAGAAAGGAACUGAAAGGUGGAAAGACUUAUGCAAAGCUGGGUUUUGCUGAUCUUAACCUGGCGGAGUUUGCUGGAUCGGGUAGCACCACACGCAGGUGUCUACUGGAGGGUUAUGACACCAAAAACACUAGACAGGACAACUCCAUCCUUAAGGUUAUUAUCAGCACACAGCUGAUGUCUGGGGACCCCUGUUUCAAAACGCCUCCAUCCACCGCAACGGUAAUAGGCAUUCAGGGUGAUGUGGAGAGCCUGCUGGAAGACAGGAAAGGAGGAGACACACAGAAACCUUUUCUUAGUCUCUCAGAGACAUCAGGGAAGUGUGGCUCUUUGCCUGAUGAGCUCGGGCUGUUCGGACACUCUCGAACGUCCAGUUACGCUAGUCAGCAGUCCAAAGUAUCAGGCUAUAGUACAAGUCACUCACGUUCCUCCAGUCUGUCGGAGUUCUCCCACAGGAGGAACACUUCAAUCGGCAGCGCUUCCACCGGCAUUGCCAGCAUCCCUGAGCCCAGUGAGGAGUGUGAACUACAAACUACAGUGCCCCCUACAGCCCCGGGGGUCCGCGCUGCUGUGCCUGAACACCCAUCGACCCCUGACAGAGCUGCCAGCAGGUACCCAGUGAAACAGGAUUCAAUGGAGUCUCAGCUGAAAAGGGUGGAUGCCACACGGGUGGAUGCCGAUGACGUAGUUGAGAAGAUUCUGCAAAGCCAGGAUUUCACCCACAGUCUGCUGGACUCCAGCACUGAAGAGGAAGGUCUGCGCUUGUUUGUGGGCCCUGGUGGGAGCACAGCACUUGGUAGCCAUCACCUUCCUGCCAGGGUUGGAGCUGGUGCCUACGAACAGGUGGUGAUCAAACGUUAGAGUUGAGAGAUGACAGAAGGAGAAGUGUCAAAAACCAAAGUCUGUUUCGUGGGAGGAGAAAGGGACGAAGAGAUUCAGACAUGUUGGUCUCCUCUCACAUUAGGAGUGUUCGUCAUGAACCUGUUUCAUCCUUUUGAUGGAAUGGUGUCCUCUGCUGGCUACAUGAAAAACUGACAGCUCCUCUGUAAGAGGCUGCUAUUAUAGGUGUCUGUGUUUCACUGUGAGCUCAAGUUUGUCUCCUAAUACUUCCGCUUUGAAAAUCAAAGUUUUUCUCUAUUUUCCUUGCAGAUUUAAAAAAUAUAUAUAUUUCAUAUUAGUGUUUUAGUUUGUUUUAACCCAUGUUAACAUGUUUGUGAGCCAUGUCAGUAACAUUUGAUGGAUUGUAUACAUCUUUUACAGUACAUAUGAGGUGAAUACUCUCUCUGCAGAUGACCCCUUUGCUAAUUUUUUUUUGUCAUCUCAUUACUGUCAGUAUGGAAAUCAAACCGUCCUCACUCUCACUUUGUGCUUGUGAGAAGUCAUGAUGCAUUGGACAGAUGGAGGCGUUUUCAGACUUGUCCAUUUGAAUAGCACUUUGAAUUGAAGGACUUUCUGUGUAUCUCCAACACUGUAGGGAGUUUUGAGGCUGAGCUGCUGAUCAAGUUUACCCAUACACGGAAAAUGUGUAUAUCUUCUUUUUUCAUUGUCCUAAAUGACUUUCAGCUUGAGAACUUAAAGAUAGAUGAAACUCCUACAGCUGCAUUAUAUGUUGAAUGGGACUACUUAUUAAAUUUUGCAGUUCAGUAUAUUCACAUUUUAGCUACCAAUUUCCAAGCAGGUGAAUAUCUAAUAAUUAAGUCUCUGGCAUCAUUAAUGAUAUCUCGUAAAUUAAUUGGCUUUCAUGCAAGGACAUGAUAUGAUAUGAGCCAAGCUGUUCUCAAGCUACAAUUAGUAAAAUUGCAGCACAGAACAAAGCAUUUAACUAUUUCAGCAACGCUUGAAACAUUUAGCACAAGGCUCUUGAGAGAUGCGUAGCUCUUUUUAUCCUCUCUAUAACACUACAAAAACUUUUUUUUUGUAGUUACUUGAUGUAUCACUUAAAUGAAAGUAUUGCCUAUUUUCAUAGUAUCUCUGUCUGUAAGAUCAGCUAUAGGGCAUAUCAGAAUCAUACAUUAGUGCUUCUCUAGUUUUAUGUGACCGUAUGCCCAUAUCUUCUCAGAAUCCAUUCGCUGUUUUAUUAAUAUAAACUCACUUGUUUCUUCAUUUGGAAUGCGUGAGGAUUCGAGGUUAUAAUAUAACCACUUGAUUAUAUUAUAACUGUCUAGAGUUAUAGUGUAGAAAUGCAUGGGUGUCACACCUACUCGAUGUGUCCAAAGCUUUUUGUGUAGUCUUUAAUAUCUCCAUCAGAUUUAUCCAGAUCUGUUGAAAUCCAAACACUAAAAAACACACACACACGAAAAAAAAAAACUAGUCCAUACAGCUCAGGUUUAUUUUAUCUUUUGAAAUAUCAAAGCACCACACUGCGAAUGUAGAGCCCCUACAGAGACAUGGUGAUAUGUCUAAAUAAGAGAUGGGAGGAAAAGUUAAAUAUAAGUGCUUUUGCGUUCUCUCAAAAAUGUUUUGGAUUGCUUAGAGAAAUGUUAUGUUCACUUGAAAAGAGUGAGUGGAAAGCUUGUCAUGGGAAUGAAAAGAUUUUGCAUGCAAACAAGUUUCUUGCGGGAAGGAACAAUUUUUGCAAGAAAAUGCAACCUUUUCUUGUGAGAAUGCAAGCAUUAUAUGUAUUGUGGGAAUGCAAGCAUUAUGUGAGCAAUUGCACUGUUUCUCAUAGGAAACCUUUGUAAAAAAAAAAAAUGCAUAAUUUAUAUAUACUUUAUUCUCCCAUCUCAUAUUGUUCUACAUCACUUAUGUCCCUUUAAGUGCUCCGUUGCAAAUGUUUGCAAAUACCAGUAUAUUUAUUAUAUUAUAAUAUUAUCUGCAAUAUUUCAGCUUCAUUACUUUUCAUCAGACACUCAAAAAUAUGAGUGAGUUUAAACUUGAUUUUUAGUUUUUUAAUUGAUCUACUGCCAAAAUGAAAGUCUAUUUUUAUGUAUUUGAGCUUUAGUGUUACUGAAAUUGUCGAGAUUCACUUAUUCUCCCCUGGUCCUGGUACUAUACAUGUUGUAAAAACAUGGUGGCUUUAUCUCUUCUGUGAAGUUUUUGGUCCUAGUAAUUGUACUGUGUCUGAUGUUUAAAGGUGACAUCGCAAUGUUGUGUUCUAACUUUUGGCUUCCAUGCCAUGUGUUCUGUUAUGAUGCUGGUAAGCUAUGUACCAUGCACUGUUAAAUAAAACCACAUUUCAAAA
Messenger RNA from Carassius gibelio (silver crucian carp), 3758 nucleotides. RefSeq names its product protein FAM102B-like. The transcript is spliced from 11 exons. The record is from RefSeq and is a predicted model, not a curated record. The coding region runs from base 332 to 1438 and encodes 368 amino acids. NCBI's taxonomy places the organism in Eukaryota, Metazoa, Chordata, Actinopteri, Cypriniformes, Cyprinidae.